Molecule: messenger RNA, 9006 nt
Organism: Chiloscyllium plagiosum (whitespotted bambooshark)
Lineage: Eukaryota; Metazoa; Chordata; Chondrichthyes; Orectolobiformes; Hemiscylliidae
Gene: hectd1
Product: HECT domain containing 1
Biological process (GO): protein K63-linked ubiquitination; anatomical structure development; proteasome-mediated ubiquitin-dependent protein catabolic process
Cellular component (GO): nuclear speck
Molecular function (GO): metal ion binding; protein binding; ubiquitin protein ligase activity
Source: RefSeq, a predicted model, not a curated record
ACAUAAACACACGAAGAGACGUACGAGGUUUGACGUUUGUGGGAAGGCCGUGGCAUUUUGUUGUCGCUCCCCGAGGUAAAGGGGAGGAACGGACGCUUCUCCUCCUCCUCCGCAUUCGGUGGCUGGAGCUCCGGACUCGGCCGCACGACCAGGAGCUGCUGUCGGCCUCUGUGCCCCCCACCCCAAACACAGUGGGCCAGCCUGGGGCGGGCCGAGCUGGAGGAUGUGCUGCUACGGUGACUCUCGGGCCGCCCCGUCCCCAAGCCACAAAUAGAUCGAGCCGAUUAAUUGGGACCAGUUGUGGAAACAGUGAUUUCUCUUCCCGGGGACUUUGUUAUCCAGUCUCCCAGCGCUCGGAGAACAUUAGUCGGGGAAACUGUCAGGGAUUGUAGAGGCCUCUCUCACCAUGGCCGAUGUGGAUCCCGAUACGUUGUUGGAAUGGCUACAAAUGGGCCAGGGAGACGAAAGGGACAUGCAACUCAUAGCCUUGGAGCAGCUGUGUAUGCUACUUCUCAUGUCUGAUAAUGUGGACCGUUGUUUUGAAACAUGUCCUCCUCGUACAUUUCUGCCAGCUCUAUGCAAAAUCUUUCUGGAUGAAAGUGCCCCUGACAAUGUGUUAGAAGUGACAGCCCGUGCCAUAACGUAUUACCUGGAUGUAUCUGCUGAAUGUACACGAAGGAUUGUUGGAGUUGAUGGAGCCAUAAAAGCACUUUGUAACCGAUUGGUUGUAGUUGAGCUCAAUAACAGAACCAGCAGAGACCUGGCUGAGCAAUGUGUCAAGGUACUUGAGCUUAUCUGUACGCGAGAAUCGGGAGCAGUAUUUGAAGCCGGAGGGUUAAACUGUGUGCUAACCUUCAUUCGGGAUAGUGGUCAUCUUGUACAUAAAGACACUUUACAUUCUGCAAUGGCUGUAGUUUCCAGGCUUUGUGGAAAAAUGGAACCUCAAGAUUCAUCACUUGAAACUUGUGUGGAGUCUUUGUCUAGUUUAUUGAAACAUGAAGAUCCCCAAGUAUCAGAUGGAGCUUUGCGUUGCUUUGCUUCUUUGGCAGACAGAUUCACUCGUCGUGGAGUUGACCCAGCCCCUUUAGCAAAGCAUGGGUUGACAGAAGAGUUGCUGUCUCGCAUGGCAGCAGCAGGCGGUUUAGUAGCAGGGGGGUCUUCAUCUGCUUGCAAACCAGGCCGUACGUCCACAGGAGCAACUCCCAAUGCAGCUGAUUCUAAACUUAGUAACCAAGUAUCAACAAUUGUUAGUUUGCUUUCCACGCUCUGCAGAGGCUCCCCUGUUGUGACACAUGACUUAUUAAGAUCAGCAUUACCUGACUCAAUAGAAAGUGCACUACAAGGUGAUGAAAGGUGUGUGCUUGACACUAUGCGAUUGGUGGAUCUACUUUUGGUAUUACUUUUUGAAGGACGUAAAGCUUUGCCAAAGUCCAGUGCUGGCUCCACAGGCAGAAUCCCUGGUCUACGGAGACUGGAUAGUUCUGGGGAGCGUUCUCAUCGGCAACUUAUUGAUUGCAUCCGUAGUAAAGACACUGAUGCAUUGAUAGAUGCUAUUGAUACCGGAGCAUUUGAAGUAAAUUUUAUGGAUGAUGUUGGUCAAACUCUUUUGAAUUGGGCUUCUGCUUUUGGAACUCAGGAAAUGGUGGAAUUUCUUUGUGAGAGGGGUGCUGAUGUUAACAGAGGACAAAGAUCCUCAUCUUUGCACUAUGCAGCUUGUUUUGGAAGGCCACAGGUUGCAAAGACUCUGUUGAGACAUGGAGCAAACCCGGACCUACGUGAUGAAGAUGGUAAAACACCUCUGGACAAGGCCCGUGAGAGGGGUCACAGUGAAGUUGUGGCCAUAUUGCAGUCUCCAGGAGAUUGGAUGUGUCCUGUGAAUAAAGGUGAAGAUAAGAAAAAGAAAGAUGCCAACAGGGAGGAGGAAGAUGGAAAUGAACCAAAGGGAGAUCCUGAAAUGGCUCCAUUAUAUUUGAAGAGAUUGUUGCCAGUAUUUGCACAGACAUUUCAACAAACUAUGUUGCCAUCCAUCAGAAAAGCUAGUCUUGCUCUUGUUCGCAAGAUGGUACACUAUUGUUCUGAAGCACUUUUGAAGGAAGUAUGCGAUUCGGAUGCUGGCCACAACUUGCCUACAGUGCUGGUAGAAAUUACGGCUACAGUCCUCGAUCAAGAGGAUGAUGAUGAUGGCCACUUACUAGCUUUGCAGAUCAUACGGGAUCUGGUAGACAAAGGAGGUGACCUAUUUCUGGACCAACUUGCAAGGCUUGGUGUAAUCAACAAAGUGUCCACCUUGGCAGGACCCUCUUCAGAUGAUGAAAAUGAAGAGGAUUGCAAGCCUGAUAAGGAUGAUGAGCCUCAAGAAGAUGCAAAAGAAAUUCAGCAAGGCAAGCCAUACCAUUGGAGAGAUUGGUCUAUCAUCAGGGGAAGGGAUUGUUUAUACAUCUGGAGUGAUGCAGCUGCCUUAGAAUUGUCAAAUGGUAGUAAUGGAUGGUUUCGAUUCAUUUUGGAUGGGAAAUUAGCUACCAUGUAUUCUAGUGGAAGUCCAGAAGGUGGCUCUGACAGCUCAGAAAGCAGAAGUGAAUUCUUGGAGAAGUUGCAACGGGCUCGAAGUCAAGUCAAACCAGCAACCACAAGCCAACCCAUUCUGACUGCACCUGGGCCAACAAAACUUACUGUAGGCAACUGGUCCCUUACCUGUCUAAAGGAAGGAGAAAUUGCAAUACACAAUUCUGAUGGUCAGCAGGCUACUAUAUUGAAGGAGGAUCUGCCUGGAUUUGUGUUUGAGUCCAAUCGGGGAACCAAGCAUUCAUUUACUGCAGAAACGUCACUUGGAUCGGAAUUUGUAGCUGGCUGGACCGGUAAAAGAGGUAGAAAGCUAAAAUCAAAACUGGAGAAAACUAAACAGAAGGUUAGAACCAUGGCCAGAGAUUUAUAUGAUGAUCAUUUUAAGGCUGUGGAAAGUAUGCCUCGAGGUGUGGUGGUCACAUUGCGUAACAUAGCAACACAACUUGAGAGUGCAUGGGAGCUUCAUGCUAACAGACAAGGUGUGGAUGGAGAGGCUACAUGGAGGGAUCUAAUGAAAACUGCCUUGGAGAACUUGAUUGUACUAUUAAAGGAUGAAAACACCAUAUCACCCUAUGAGAUGUGCAGCAGUGGGCUGGUACAAGCGCUACUUACGGUCCUCAACAAUAAUGUGGACUUAGAUGUGAAGCAAGAUUGUAGCCAACUAAUGGAGCGAAUAAAUGUUUUCAAAACUGCAUUCAGUGAAAAUGAAGAUGAAGAAAGUCAGCCAGCUGUUGCCCUUGUUCGAAAGCUCAUAGCUGUGUUAGAAUCUAUUGAGAGGCUGCCUCUGCAUCUGUAUGAUACCCCUGGCUCUUCAUAUAACUUGCAGUCUGCUUUUCCUCCCGUCAAGAUCCUGACGAGAAGGCUGAGGUUUAGAUUGGAACGUGCUCCUGGAGAAACGUCAUUGAUAGACAGAACUGGAAGAAUGCUGAAAAUGGAACCAUUGGCCACUGUUGAAUCCUUGGAGCAGUAUCUUCUUAAAAUGGUGGCAAAACAGUGGUAUGAUUUUGAUAGAUCGACAUUUGUCUUUGUGCGUAAACUACGUGAAGGACAAAUAUUUACUUUUCGGCACCAGCAUAAUUUUGAUGAAAAUGGAAUAAUAUACUGGAUUGGGACAAAUGCAAAAACUGCAUAUGAGUGGGUGAAUCCUGCAGCUUAUGGCUUGGUGGUUGUAACAUCUUCGGAAGGGAGGAAUUUACCAUAUGGACGAUUGGAAGAUAUUUUAAGUCGUGACAGCUCAGCCCUUAACUGUCACACGAAUGAUGAUAAGAAUGCUUGGUUUGCAAUUGAUCUUGGUCUUUGGGUGAUCCCGUCAGCAUAUACUUUGCGACAUGCACGUGGUUAUGGUCGGUCUGCCCUGCGGAACUGGGUUUUUCAAGUUUCCAAAGAUGGACAAAACUGGACAACUCUCUACACUCAUGUGGAUGAUUGCAGCUUGAAUGAACCAGGGUCUACAGCAACAUGGCCUUUGGAUCCUCCAAAGGAUGAGAAACAGGGAUGGAGACAUAUUCGAAUUAAACAAAUGGGUAAAAAUGCCAGUGGGCAGACUCAUUACCUCUCCCUCUCUGGAUUUGAAUUGUAUGGGACAGUCUCUGGUGUAUGCGAAGACCAACUAGGCAAAGCAGCUAAGGAAGCAGAAGCGAACUUAAGGAGACAAAGACGCCUUGUACGUUCUCAGGUUCUGAAGUACAUGGUGCCAGGUGCACGUGUAGUUAGGGGCAUCGAUUGGAAGUGGAGAGAUCAAGAUGGCAAUCCACCAGGUGAAGGCACUAUCACAGGAGAACUGCAUAAUGGCUGGAUUGAUGUCACCUGGGAUGCUGGUGGCUCUAACUCUUACCGUAUGGGCGCAGAAGGAAAAUUUGACCUCAAGCUUGCACCAGGGUACGACCCUGAUUCAGCGCCAUCACCCAAACCUGUUUCAUCCACUGUUUCAGGCACAGCGCAAGCAUGGAGCAGCUUGGUGAAAAACAACUGCCCAGACAAGAUGGUGGCCACUGCACCGGGCUCCUCCAGUCGAAAAGGAAGCAGCAGUUCUGUGUGCAGUGUGGCUAGUAGCAGCGAUAUAAGCUUGAGUUCAUCUAAAGUGGAUCGCAGAUCUGAAAGCGUAUUGGAACAGACGGCUGCUACUGGUACAGACAGUCGUGAACCUAUUGUUGUCCUUUCUACGACUGAUAUUUUGCCCCAGGGAGGAACUGAAUCAACAUCUAGUGCCAGUACCAGCACCUUGACUGCAGACACAGGAAGUGAAAAUGUGGAUAGGAAAUCUGGUCCUGAUGCCUCAAUACGUAACUCUGGAGAAUCUGGUGCAAUAUCAAUGGGUAUUGUUAGUGUGAGCUCCCCUGAUGUUAGUUCAGUGGCUGAGUCAUCAAACAAAGAAGCAACGUCACAACGCCCACUUAGUUCUUCUGCAAGUAACAGACUUUCAGUAAGCUCACUGUUAGCUGCUGGCGCACCCAUGAGCUCAAGUGCCAGUGUACCCAAUUUAUCUUCAAGGGAAGCAUCCAGUCUUAUGGAAUCAUUUGUGCGUCGAGUGGCUAAUAUAGCACGCACUAAUGCCACCAAUAAUAUGAAUUUAAGUCGCAGUAGCAGUGAUAACAACACUAAUACUCUGGGACGGAAUGUCAUGAGUACUGCAACUUCUCCUCUCAUGGGUGCCCAGAGUUUCCCAAACCUCACAACAACUGGUACCACAUCAACUGUCACUAUGUCAACUUCCAGCGUCACCAGCAGCAACAAUGUAGCCACAGCGACCACGGGUUUGUCAGUCGGUCAGUCACUCAGUAAUACUCUGACAACAAGUCUGACAUCUACUUCCAGUGAGAGUGACACAGGUCAAGAGGCAGAAUUCUCUUUAUAUGAUUUUCUAGAUAGUUGCCGUGCUAGUACUUUAUUGGCAGAACUUGAAGAUGAUGAAGAUUUGCCUGAACCAGAUGAGGAAGAUGAUGAAAAUGAAGAUGACAAUCAAGAAGAUCAGGAGUAUGAAGAAGUUAUGGAAGAAGAAGAAUAUGAAACAAAAGGAGGACGUCGCAGAACAUGGGAUGACGAUUUUGUCCUAAAGCGGCAAUUCUCUGCUUUAGUACCUGCUUUUGAUCCACGACCUGGUCGCACAAAUGUGCAGCAGACAACUGAUUUAGAAAUCCCUCCCCCAGGAACACCUCGAUCAGAGCUGUUGGAGGAAGUAGAGUGCGCUCCUUCACCACGAUUAGCACUAACUCUUAAGGUAGCGGGUUUGGGUACAUCUCGUGAAGUGGAGUUGCCCCUCUCAAACUACAGAGCCACCAUUUUCUGUUACGUGCAGAAACUGUUGCAGCUUUCUUGUAAUGGGAAUAUAAAAUCUGAUAAGUUUAGACGCAUAUGGGAACCAACCUACACGAUUAUGUACAGAGAGAUGAAAGAUACUGAUAAAGAAAAGGGGGAAAAUGGAAAGAUGGGCUGCUGGUCUGUAGAGCAUGUGGAACAAUACCUUGGCACUGAUGAAUUACCAAAGAAUGACUUGAUAACGUACCUGCAGAAGAAUGCAGAUUCAGCUUUCCUGCGGCACUGGAAAUUAACCGGCACUAAUAAAAGUAUUAGGAAAAACAGAAAUUGUUCUCAGCUCAUAGCUGCAUACAAGGAAUUUUGUGAGCAUGGAACAAAAUCAUCUGGAUUAAGCCAUGGAUCCAUUUCCUCUUUGCACAGUUGUGAAAUUCUUAGUGGAACACGAGAGCAGCCACAAGCCAAGGCUGGGAGUGGGCAAAAUGCUUGUGGUGUAGAGGAUGUCUUGCAAUUACUUCGUAUUCUUUAUAUUAUUGCUAGUGAUCCAUACACCACGUGGAGAGGUCAAGAAGAAAGUGAUGGUCAGCUUGAAUUCAAUGUUUCCCCAGAAGAAUUCACAAGCAAAAAAGUCACCACAAAAAUCUUACAGCAGAUUGAGGAGCCAUUGGCUUUGGCUAGUAGUGCAUUACCAGACUGGUGUGAACAACUGACCAGCAAGUGUCCAUUCUUGAUUCCUUUUGAAACUAGACAACUUUACUUCACCUGCACAGCAUUUGGAGCAUCAAGAGCAAUAGUUUGGCUACAGAAUAGACGUGAGGCCACCAUGGAACGUACCCGAACAACAACAACAGUGAGACGCGAUGAUCCAGGAGAAUUUAGAGUUGGAAGAUUAAAACAUGAGCGGGUCAAGGUUCCUCGUGGUGAUACAUUAAUGGAGUGGGCAGAGAACGUCAUGCAAAUUCAUGCUGAUAGGAAAUCUGUCCUUGAGGUUGAGUUUUUAGGUGAAGAAGGAACUGGUCUUGGUCCAACAUUAGAGUUCUAUGCACUCGUAGCAGCAGAGUUUCAAAAGAAAGAACUUGGGAUUUGGCUGUGUGAUGAUGAUUUUCCUGAUGAUGAAUCCCGACAGGUUGACUUAGGAGGAGGACUUAAGCCACCAGGUUAUUAUGUGCAACGAUCGUGUGGACUUUUUUCUGCGGCUUUCCCACAGGAUAGUGAAGAAAUGGACAGAAUAACCAAACUUUUCCAUUUUCUGGGAAUUUUCUUAGCCAAAUGCGUUCAGGACAACAGACUGGUGGAUAUACCAAUAUCUAAACCUUUCUUCAAACUCAUGUGUAUGGGAGACAUAAAAAGCAAUAUGAGUAAGCUAUUAAAUGAAUAUGGAACCCGGCUAGAUGGUGACUUGCAUUAUACUGAAAGCCAAUCGGAAGCAUCAACAGAGGAAGGACAUGAUUCUAUAUCUGUUGGUAGUUUUGAUGAAGACUCAAAAUCAGAGUUUAUUCUUGAUCCUCCUAAACCCAAACCCCCUGGUUGGUUCCAUGGAAUUUUGACUUGGGAGGAUUUUGAAUUGGUAAAUCCACACAGAGCUAGGUUCUUGAAGGAAAUUAAGGAACUUUCCGUGAAAAGGCGGCAAAUAGUAAGUAACAGAGCUCUUUCGGAAGAUGAGAAAAACACACAACUCCAGGAGCUUACUCUGAAGAAUCGAUCAGGACCACCACUUGGCAUAGAAGAUCUAGGGCUGAAUUUUCAGUUUUGUCCUUCAUCCAAAGUACAUGGAUUUACAGCUGUUGAUUUGAAGCCAAAUGGUGAUGAUGAGAUGGUAACAAUAGACAAUGCAGAAGAGUAUGUAGAAUUGAUGUUUGACUUCUGCAUGCACACUGGAAUACAAAAGCAGAUGGAUGCUUUCAGAGAUGGAUUCAAUCGUGUCUUUCCUAUGGAAAAGCUGAGCUCUUUCAGCCAUGAAGAAGUUCAAAUGAUCCUUUGUGGAAACCAGUCACCAUCUUGGACUGCAGAGGAUAUCAUUAAUUAUACAGAACCCAAAUUGGGCUACACCCGAGAUAGCCCAGGGUUCAUUCGAUUUAUUAAAGUUCUUUGUGGGAUGUCAUCAGAUGAAAGGAAGGCAUUUCUACAGUUCACCACAGGAUGUUCCACUCUUCCACCAGGUGGUCUGGCCAAUCUUCAUCCACGGCUCACAAUUGUUCGGAAGGUUGAUGCAACAGAUGCAAGUUAUCCAUCAGUAAAUACAUGUGUGCACUACCUUAAAUUGCCUGAAUACUCCUCUGAGGAAAUUAUGAGAGAACGUUUGCUAGCUGCUACAAUGGAGAAAGGUUUUCAUCUUAAUUGAUUAAAUGAACAUUGAUGGAUACUGAACAGAACACUGAAUCUGAAACUAGAAAAGCCUCUCGUGUUUGUGUGAAAAAAUGUUUAUAUCCAGCUGUAAUUGGAUACAGCUUGCCUACUUUUUGAGGCUUUAAAGAGAACCAUAAUGAAUAACUCUUAGCUGCUAAUGUUUUGGCAGGAACAAACUUAUCCUGUUAAUAAUUACAAGGCCAGCAAAUAUUAUGACACAGAGCACUGUGUGCUGCUUCAAGGGCUUAUGAGACUGGAAGCUGGGACGGUCCUGUAAAUGUUCCUAAGAGCAGUUUUUGUCAUAUUUUCAGUGUUUAAUUUCUGACAAUGCAUCGUGUUUUAUUCAGUUUAUUAAGCACAGCAAUUGGUACCUGGGUUCACUACAGAUGCCACUUUUUUGACCUCCUUUGCUGGCCUCUUGCUAUUGGUCAAGAACCUGCUUGUGUAGAAUUGUAAUGUAGAGAGUGAAUGGGCAUUUCUUCCAAAGCAUUUCCUGUUUAGUAGUGCCUGCACUGUUUAUUUGAGUAUUAAAAUUUUACUUGCUAUCCUUUUUAGUAUACAAUCAUGAAUAAGCUUUGUUUUUCUUUUCGUUUGUUUGGUGUGCGUAUGUUUUCAGUCUUUCAUGUCCUGCUCUGAAGAUCAAAUCCUUGAAUGCAUUUGUGCAAUUUUACAGUAAGCUAGAAACACUGGUUCUAGGUGCAAGGCACAUGUUAAAGCAAGCUAAGCUUUCCCCUGUAUUUCUUUGUAUAUUAUAAACAUUUAUUUAACUCGAGUUGCAGUUUCAAGUCACACAAACUAUUUUCAAAUGUGUAUGCUUAAAAUAAUCAUUAAAAUAUUUGCAAAGUA